GCUCGGAUUUGUUUGCUUGAGGCAACAGCACACUUUAUAAAUUACUUAAAAAACAAUGUCCAAUAAUGUAUCCGCUUAGCUCACAAAAACGUUCCUGGACUUUCGCAAACGAGGGUCAGUUGCAAGCAUUCCGGGUGGAGCAAAACACCAAGUACAUAGAAGAACAUGAGACUGAAGCACCAUCGUCGGGCAGCCUCGAAAACUUCUUUCUGACGCCGGCUGAGGAGCGACUGCUGCUGAAACAGUAUGAAAUUUAUUUGGUUGACUUUUGCCGACGUUUUGAUCCGCCAAUGCCAAAAUGCGUAAUUGGAACUGCAUUUCAUUACUUCAAGCGUUUUUACUUAAACAAUACGCCCAUGGACUAUCAUCCCAAGGAAAUAUUAGCUACAUGUGUGUUUGUUGCCUGCAAGGUGGAGGAAUUUAAUGUAUCAAUCAACCAGUUUGUAAACAAUAUAAAAGGCGAUCGCAAUAAAGCCACCGACAUUGUCCUCUCGAAUGAGCUACUGUUAAUUGGCCAACUAAACUAUUACCUCACAAUACACAAUCCGUUCCGCCCGAUUGAGGGUUUUCUAAUAGAUAUCAAGACUCGCAGCAAUAUGCAAAAUCCAGAUCGUUUGCGUCCGCAAAUAGAUAGUUUCAUCGAUUCAACGUUCUUCACGGACGCCUGCCUGCUGCACACUCCUUCGCAAAUUGGCCUGGCUGCAGUGCUGCAUGCGGCCAGUAAGGAGCAGGAGAAUCUAGAUAGUUAUGUCACAGACUUACUCUUUGUGUCUGCGCGAGAGAAGCUCCCGGGUCUAAUUGAUGCAGUGCGCAAAAUACGUAUGCUGGUCAAAAACUAUCAGCCGCCUGAUCGCGAAAAAGUUAAGGCCAUUGAAAAAAAAUUAGACAAGUGUCGCAAUCAAAAUAACAAUCCCGACAGCGAACUAUAUAAGGAGCGUUUGCGACGUUUAUACACCGAUGAGGAUGACAUGCCCGCCGAGGAUGCUUCUUUUCACAUAGCCGAUGUCAGUUCGGAUACCUCCGCCAUGAAUAUUAGCCAAUAAAACUUGUUAAUCGACAGUUAUUAUCAGUAAAAAUUUAUACGUUUGAAUAAAUUUUACACAAAAUUA
Messenger RNA from Drosophila novamexicana, 1109 nucleotides. RefSeq names its product cyclin-H (gene CycH). Lineage: Eukaryota; Metazoa; Arthropoda; Insecta; Diptera; Drosophilidae. The coding region runs from base 66 to 1043 and encodes 325 amino acids. Gene Ontology annotation, biological process: regulation of transcription by RNA polymerase II; regulation of cyclin-dependent protein serine/threonine kinase activity; DNA-templated transcription. Gene Ontology annotation, cellular component: nucleus; transcription factor TFIIK complex. The transcript is spliced from 5 exons. Gene Ontology annotation, molecular function: cyclin-dependent protein serine/threonine kinase regulator activity. The record is from RefSeq and is a predicted model, not a curated record.